AUGUUCAAAAGGGCGCUCCUGUCGCUGCUCGCCGUGACGGCGUUCGCGACCACUCUCGCCAACGCGAAAUGGGUCACGAAGGCCGAGCUGCACGCAAAGCAAGCAGAACACGCCGCGCGCAUCAAGGCGAACCUCCCCCGCCGCGACGUCAGCGCAAAGACCGGCGUGAAGAACAUCACGUUCUCCAACCCGCGCGCGUCUGAGUUCUACGUCGACGGGACUACUAUACCUGACGUCGACUUCGACGUUGGGCCCAGCUGGUCCGGCCUCCUGCCUAUCAGCAGCGACCCGAACGAGACUCGCAAGCUCUUCUUCUGGUUCUUCCCGCCCGGCCCGCAGGGCAGCCUGGACGACCUCAUCUUCUGGACGAACGGCGGUCCCGGUUGCUCGUCCCUCGAGGGUCUCCUGCAGGAGAACGGGCCGUUCCAAUGGUCACUGGGCCAGGCGAAGCCGACGCAGAACGAGUUCAGCUGGACGAAUCUGUCAAGCAUCUUGUUCGUCGAGCAGCCCGUCGGCACUGGCUUCUCGCUGGGCAAGCCGGAUAUCACUGAUGAGAAUGGCGUCGCGGCAGAGGUCGUCGGCUUCAUGCAGCAGUUCUUGGAGGUGUUCAAGGAGCUGCAAGGGAAGAAGCUGUACGUGACCGGUGAAAGUUACGCAGGGAUGUAUGUGCCAUACAUCACGAACUACAUCUUCGAGCACCCCACCGCGCUCAACCUCACCAUGACUGGGUUCUGGGUGUCCGAUCCCGUUCUUGGCUGGGACGUCGUGCAGACCCAGAUCCCCGCCGUCGACUUCGUCCACAAGUACGAAAGCGUCUUCGCGUUCAACCAGAGCUUCCUGGCACAGCUCGACGCUUCCGCGGCACGCUGCGGAUACACGGGCUACUUCGACAAGCACGUCACCUAUCCGCCCAAGGGCCUGCUCCCUCUUCCUGGUAAGAGCACCGAGGCAGACCGCGGAUGCGACCUUUGGGACGAGAUCUUCGAUGCCGCUGUCACUGUGAACCCUGCGUUCAACAUCUACCGCAUCUUCGACACCUGGCCCAUUCUGUGGGACGUCCUCGGUUUCCCCGGCUCCUUCGAACAGACACAGUCCCCUAUCUACUUCGACCGCGAAGAAGUCAAGCGCGCGAUCCACGCACCGCUGAACGUGUCGUGGGCGGAGUGCUCGGACAUCAACGUGUUCCCGCGCGGGGACCGCUCCGCCCCGCCCGCGUUCACCGUUCUCCCGAGCGUGAUCGAGAAGAGCGAGCGCGCGGUGAUCGUGCACGGGCUCGCGGAUUUCAUCCUCAUUGCUGAGGGGACGCGCAUUGUUAUCCAGAACAUGACUUGGAACGGCCUCCAAGGCUUCCAGACGCCGAUCCAAAACGACAGCCUCAUCGUCGACGGCAUGGGCGCGCUCGGCACUAGCCACAGCGAGCGCGGCCUGACCUACUACGAGGUCGCCCUCAGUGGACACAUGGUUCCGCAAUUCUCCCCGAGGGCCGCGAUCCACAUCAUGGAGUACCUCAUGGGAUUCAGGGACACCCCGUAG
Molecule: messenger RNA, 1533 nt
Organism: Trametes versicolor FP-101664 SS1
Lineage: Eukaryota; Fungi; Basidiomycota; Agaricomycetes; Polyporales; Polyporaceae
Product: alpha/beta-hydrolase
Exons: 16
Coding region: 1-1533 (510 amino acids)
Biological process (GO): proteolysis
Molecular function (GO): serine-type carboxypeptidase activity
Source: RefSeq, a predicted model, not a curated record